Microbotryum saponariae is the source of this 997-nucleotide messenger RNA. The record is from the annotation of a GenBank genome assembly. Lineage: Eukaryota; Fungi; Basidiomycota; Microbotryomycetes; Microbotryales; Microbotryaceae.
AUGUCGUUAUUCUCACGAGCAACUAGGACGGUGUGCAACCGGUGUCAGUUCGAGCAAAAGGUGCGUUUCGCGAAAGGGCGAAAGGGCGAAAGAGCGCUCCCACGGGCUGCAGCUCCCCCUCCUGUCCGAGCCACUAGAAUGAUGGUACUGAUCGCUGUAGACCAACUCAUUGUGCUCGCUCCUACAGCGAUUCGCGCACAAGCUGGUCGAGAUCGAGUUACUGUCAACCGUGCCGUCGGUUGGGCGGAGAGGUCAGUCUUGAGAGCUUGCCUCCCUCCGCUCCCUCCGCUCCCUUCCAAUCGCCAUUCUCAAUCCUCGAUUCCUUCCUUACUACGCUGCAACACAGGUGAACGCCACCCCGUCUCCCGCGGUUUCGCUCGCCACCUCUACGGCAGAGGCCAAGCCUUACUCGUGCUCAACGGCCGACCGGCUUCGGCCGUACAGGAUAUGAUGCGAUCCGAGACCAGGAGGGAAGCCACGAUCAUCAAGUCGGGUAGGGCCAAGGCGGCCAAGGCUGAUACGGAGAGUAGCGUGUUGAACGCUGGGAACGUGUUGGAUGAGAUCGUCGUGAGUGGACGAACAGCGGAAGGCGUUGCGAACGAGCACGAAAGGGCAUGACGGCUGAUGUUCUCUUCGCUACGUUUCACGGUGUCGGCGUUCGCAGGACCGACAACCGACAUUACUACAGAGGGAAGAAAACGUGUUCGACUUGCUCAAGCACAUCUCGACGCUCGAGUUCACCCGUCUCACCCAUCAGGACAGCGACGCGCUCUUCGGCUCCGUUACGACCGCCGACAUCCUCACCGAGUUGCGGUCGAAGGGCAUCAAUCUCGAGUCGACCGCCGCGUCGGUGCAGUUGGAGGCUGAGGAUGAAACGAGCAACAGCAUCGAGAAGAACCGUAUCAAGCGAUUAGGCUCAUUCGAGUGCGUCGUCGCGUUCAAGGAGUCGGACCAAAACCACCGAUUGAAGAUCGAGGUCGUUAAGAGGUCGACAUGA